Molecule: messenger RNA, 1536 nt
Organism: Aspergillus thermomutatus
Lineage: Eukaryota; Fungi; Ascomycota; Eurotiomycetes; Eurotiales; Aspergillaceae
Product: Zn(II)2Cys6 transcription factor
Exons: 3
Coding region: 1-1536 (511 amino acids)
Biological process (GO): regulation of transcription by RNA polymerase II
Molecular function (GO): DNA-binding transcription factor activity, RNA polymerase II-specific; zinc ion binding
Source: RefSeq, a predicted model, not a curated record
AUGGCUGGCGAUACGACGCUCCUGGAACUGCAGCCGACAGGAUUCAGACUCCGGAAAACACACGAGAAAUCUAGGAACGGGUGCCUCAGAUGUAAACAACAGCGGAAGAAGUGCGAUGAGUUGAGACCGAGCUGCUCCAGAUGUACCAAGCGCAUGUAUACAUGUCGGUACCAGAACCCUUCCAGUGAUGGCAACUUGUCAAAGGAGCAGGGAUCGACUCAAAUCCCUGUUUCCAGUUUGCCUGUCUCCCCCACAAUCCCCAGUACUGCAGUUCCAAACUCUGCGUCGCCCUUAGCACUUUCAAGUGGUCACAGUCCUUUGUCUAGUGGACAACCUGCUUCCUUUUCAAGUCUGAGUACGGAUGAAGGAAGACCGCCCUUGGAUAGGCACACUCCUGGUACUCUUGAUUCGAUAGAACUCAGUCUCUUGAGCCACUACCUCACACACACCAGCCGAACUAUACCUGUCGACGAUCUCGAUCUCUACGCUCUUUCGGUAGGGGUGCCAAAUCUCGCUUUCAGUUCCGGCGUGGUCAUGUCAUCCUUGUUAGCCCUGGGAGCAGCCUGCAAGUCGCACGAUAUAGCCAAGCGAGCCCACGCGCUCCUGGACCCCCAGAGCCUAAUGGAUAUUCGAAAGCUACUUGCGCUUGCGGAGCGCCAUCACCAGGCUUCCCUACGGCACAUACAAGCGACCAUGCAGAACUCGGAUUCGUACGAUCACGUUCUUGCAAACGCAGCAUUGAUGGUCUUGUACGCCUCUGCUAGCCACUCCAUCCGAGUGCAUCUGGCGGCCGCUGCAAAAAAGUGUAGGCAGCGGCUGCCAAAUGAGUUGCUUCCGCAGCACUCGCAAUGGAUCUCGUUCACACGCGCGGCCCAUACAGCGUCAACUGCAAUUCUCAACGGUCUCGUGGCCGCCGCAGAGGGAAUUUGCACCGCCGCCUCCAGCCCGAUUCUUGAUGCACGAUCGAAAUUACCGAAUCCGGUUCUUUGUAGCACAGAUGGCUUAUCACCGGAGGAUGGUCCAUCCGAGAACACGAAGCGCAUAUUUCUGCCUCUGGUCGCCUCUACAUUCAAUCGAGCUCUUGAGAGUCUAUGCAGGAGAGCUGAAUUGACAACCGCUCUUUUGAAAAGCGUCACUUCGAUGGAGUCGCCGCAGAUACUCCGACGGAUCAUCAUGUCUUUUCUGAACAAGGCUCCGGCUGAGUAUCUUAAUCUCGUCCGGUCAGUGCUCGAUUCACCCUCCGCGGGGGCGAGGGCUGAGAAUUGGACGACACGAGACUCACCUGGGACGGAGGUACCGCUGCUCGACGCGACGCAUUUACUAGCAAUGGACAUCUUCGCCCAUUGGCUGGUCCUUGUUAUGUUACUGGAUGGCGUCUGGUGGAUUAGUGAUAUUGGAGAGUGGGAGCUUGGCCAGGUUGUAUCCUUAAUGAAGACUCAGGAUCUGCCGAGCCAGCCAGCAGAUAUUGGACAAACGUGGUGGCCCGAGACCAUGUACUCAGUUAAGCGGGAGCUCACUCCCAGUGCCCAGCACUGA